GGCAUCUAAUUCCUGAUAUCUCUAUUUUAACGUGGAGAAUUUAACUACGAGUUCAAGGGCCUUAAAACCACAACCAGUCUGGAUUGAAGAAGCACGGCUGAAGAAGCAGAAAGUGAAGAUGUUGAAGCCGCCGGUCCUGACUGUGUGCUCCCUCCAACAGGAGGGCAGGCGCGUAGACCCCACAAGGGGGCGCCGCAGAGCCCGGAGGCGGUAGAGGCGGCCAUGGCGUCUCCAGGAGUUCCCCGCGGCGGCUCCCUAGGCCUUCUGGUCUGGCUCUUGUUCCUUCGGCCACAGCUCUGGGAGACAGGGCCGGCAAGGACUGGAGGUGAGGGUGCCAGACCCCAGCAGGAUUCUGCAGUGAGCCGCGCAAUCGCAGAGGCCCCCUCAGCUCCGGAACACCUGAAAUCUGAGGAGGUUCCAACAGCUCCAGGGCUGCCUACACCCCCAGCGGCUGUUCUGCAGACCCCUCCUCCCUUUGGAGAGCGGUUUGUACAAGGAGCAUGUGGCCAUCGGAAAAUGAGGAUAAUUGGUGGGAUGCCAGCCCCAGAGAGAAAGUGGCCCUGGCAAGUGAGCCUGCGGAUCAACAAUGAACACGUGUGCGGAGGCUCCCUCAUUGCCCCGCAGUGGAUUCUGACUGCAGCGCACUGCAUAUUUGGCUUUGAGGAAUAUACAGUGCGGAUGGGAAGCGUAUUGUUACAUCCCCAAUCGGGAAUGGCCAUUCCAGUUCAAGACAUCGUUUGCCAUAGCUUUUAUGAUGUUAGAACUUUGAGUAAUGACAUUGCCCUUGUUCUGCUGGCCCACUCUGUGAAUUAUUCUGCAUUCAUCCAGCCAGUGUGUCUCCCUGAAAAGAAUUUUGAAGCGGAAGCUGGGACACGGUGCUGGGUGACUGGAUGGGGCCGACAGACGGCAGAUGCCAGAGUGCUGCCAGAAAAUCUUCAGGAGACUGACCAAAUCCUUCUUCGCCACACGUUUUGUAAUGCGAAAUUGCAGACAGAGUUAGGAUAUCGUCGCAUGUUAGUUCGAAAAGGGAUGAUCUGUGGCUAUCACGAAGAUCUUAAAAGCCCCUGCAAGGGAGAUUCUGGGGGUCCCCUGGUCUGUGAGUUUAAUGACACCUGGGUCCAGGUGGGGAUUGUGAGUUGGGGCGUUGCCUGUGGUCGCAGUGAAUUGCCUGUAGUUUACACAGAAGUUAGCUCGUACAAGGACUGGAUCGUUGAUCACAUCAUUAAGGUGUCCUCUUGUGCCUCAGCUGGAUUCUUUGUCCUGUCACUGUCUCUGGUGUUGCCCCUGGGCACCCUAGUGACCCUGUGAUCACGGUGGUCCACGUUCCCCCCUAUUUCUGAGUCUCUGACCUCCCACUACUACUCAGUGCCAUUUCCUCCAUUCCAUUUGGGAUCCACUGACCCUGUGGAUCCACAUGACAGAGAGUGGCAGCAAGGAAGGAACCCUGGAAGUUUCCUAGUCUGCUGUUCCAGGCACCGGCAUUGCCCAUGCCUACCCCUUCGCUGUGCUCUGCCUGCCGGGAAGGAGUGGGUGAAACCAUUCCAGCUGGAUGGACAGCAACUUGCCAGGUGAUGCUUCAUGAUUCUUUAUCUACAUCUGGGCAUCCUCUAACAAAGAAGAGACAUCAUCAACAGUGCGACAGCAUUAGACCUGACACUUUAUCAAACCAGUCUGCGUGGUGAUUGUUAGGAGAGACUGAGGAGGCCUCAUCAUGUCCACUUCUAACUCAGUUGUCUGGGUUGGCAGAAGGUCCCCUGCUGCCCACUGCAGAUCCCAGUCCCCAUCCCCUGCCACACAAAUCCUCCUGGGGCAACUCAGUCUUGGAACCCCCUUCUCAAUGCUCCAGCGGCCACAUCCAGGCUCAUCCCAAGUUGUGUUGAGGCAGUUAUGGAGUAUGGAGAUUUCUGAUGUCAGCUGAAUAAAUGUUUGUUCUUUUGUGUUCUGA
Molecule: messenger RNA, 1945 nt
Organism: Cervus elaphus (red deer)
Lineage: Eukaryota; Metazoa; Chordata; Mammalia; Artiodactyla; Cervidae
Product: serine protease 44-like
Exons: 6
Coding region: 223-1308 (361 amino acids)
Biological process (GO): proteolysis
Molecular function (GO): serine-type endopeptidase activity
Source: RefSeq, a predicted model, not a curated record